AUGGUUGCUAUCAAGUCUGUCACUCUCUUCUCUGUCCUUGCCGCCUUUGUUGCUGCUGCUCCUGUUGCUCAGGAUUCUAAGGCUCUCACUGCUGAGGAGAUCCUUGCUCCUUACGCUCCUGAGGUUGUCAAGCGUGAGGCCGCUCCUACCAGCGUCCUUGACCUUUCUGCUGUUACUACCCUCCUUCUCUCUAUUUCUACUUUCCUUACCUCAGCCCUCACCUCUCUUGGCAACCUUGACCUGAACGGUGACUUGAGCGCUGUUGGUGACCUUCUGACCAACAUCACUACCGUCGUCACUCAGCUCGUCAACUCUCUUACUGACACCACUGUUGGUACCGGUCUUGCUGCUACUCUCAACACCCUUCUUAUCAAGACUGGUCUUAAGACUCUUCUUAACCUCCUUCUUACCAUUGUCAACCAGCUUGUUUCUGACCUUACUGGUAAGACUCUUUCUACCACUCUUAUCAAUGUUAUCACUUCUCUUCGUGAUACUCUUAACAACCUUUCCACUGUUCUUGGAUCUGCUGGUCUUGGUGACGGUGUUACUAGCAUCAUCACUUCCAUUGUUAACCUUCUUAACACUCUCCUUUAA
Molecule: messenger RNA, 594 nt
Organism: Magnusiomyces paraingens
Lineage: Eukaryota; Fungi; Ascomycota; Dipodascomycetes; Dipodascales; Dipodascaceae
Exons: 1
Coding region: 1-594 (197 amino acids)
Source: RefSeq, a predicted model, not a curated record